Closterium sp. Naga37s-1 is the source of this 2142-nucleotide messenger RNA. The record is from the annotation of a GenBank genome assembly. Lineage: Eukaryota; Viridiplantae; Streptophyta; Zygnematophyceae; Desmidiales; Closteriaceae.
AUGGAUGAACAGUACCAAGCCGUUGGGGAACAGUACAAAGCCGGAGAUGAGCACAAAGAAAGGCGCCAAGGAGAGGAAGAUGGGGCGGAGGAGGCAGCUGAAAGUCUGAAGGAGAGGUUGAGGGAGAAGGAAGCAGCGAUGGAGGGUCUGCUGGCGAAGCUUCAAGAGGCAGAGAAACAGCUGAAGUGCCUUCAUCAGCGAGAUUCGUAUUCUGCUGCCGCUGCUCCAGGCCAAGACAAUGCCCAGAUGGAUAGCAAAGACAUUGAGAUCGAGCGUCUUACAGCCGAGCUCUUGUUCAAAGAAGAGGAGAUGGAGCAGACUCGCAAGCAGCGAGAGGAGGAGGAGCGAAGGCGCCAAGCAGCAGAGGCCGAAGCGAGGGAGUUGAAAGAAAAGAUGGCAAAGGCUGGGACAGAGAGGGAGCCACGUGUGCAGGAGGAUCGUGUCGAGAUUUUGGAGCAGUCAAAUGGGAAGGAUGUGAAAGGCAUGGUGGGAAACGCAGGCAACACAGAAGAGGCACGCCCGAGCAUGGGAGAGAGAUCGGAGAAGAGGCAGGAGGAGCAGAGGCUGGAAAGGAGAGAGGGUGAGGGGAAGCAAGCAAGUGGAAGGAAGCAGGGGAAUGAUGACGUGGCAGUGAUGGAAGUUGACAGCGAUGAGGCAGGUGCUGACUCAGCGCAUGACCGCAGUGACUCAGCAUGCGGCUUCGAUGAGUCAAGGCCCUUGAUGCGUGAUUCAGCAGAGCACAGCCGGUUUGUGGCAUCGCAGCUGAUAGCGCACUGUCCUCAAGACUUUCUAUCCCUGGUUGCAGCGCCCACUGCUGCUCACUCCCCCCUAGCCAUUGUUGCAGCUGCCACUGCCACUCGCUGCCUUCCCGUCUAUGCGUCGUCCCGUUCCACUCUCUGCCUCCCUUACAUUGCAAGGAACACAGCCCCAGAUGCAAACAUGCACUGUCACACUGCCACACACGCACAGGCGCACAGUCCUGGCAUGGCAUGUCUUCUUUCCACUGACGCUUCAAGGGGAUCAGCGGCUGCGCUGGGAUGGAGAGGUGGAGAGGAGGUGUGGGGAGGGGGAGAGGGUGGGGAUGGGAGGUGCGCAGAUGUGCAGCGGCAACUGCAAGAUGGCUUCUCGAAUUGUGUCUCAGCGAUCUUCCCGUUCGUUCCCCAUCUCCCCCCCUCCCUCCUCUCGUGUACUCACCCAUCUCUUCCCCCUGCUCCCGUCUUUCUCUUCUUUGCUGCCCUCUCAAUCACACCAGCUCCUGAUUGGCAUCGACUCGCCUCACCACUUCUUCUCUCCCUCCCUCUUCUCCAUUCCUCUCACUGCAUCACCCUUUUCCUGUCCCCAUCUCUUCCUUUGCUGCCCUCUCAAUCACACCAGCUCCUGAUUGGCAUCGACUCGCCUCACCACUUCUUCUCAACGCUGCUGGAUUCCGCCUGCUCGCAAGCUUCUGUACCUCAGGACACAGCUGGGCGGGUGAGAACAGCAGGAGGGGUGGCAGCAGGAGCCCAGGUGCAAGGGACGGAUGUGGAGGGGCGGAUUACUCUUGCUGCUACAGGGUCUUCUAUUGCUGCUGCUGCUGCUGCUGCUGCUGCUGCUGCUGCUGCUGCUGCUGCUGCUGCUGCUGCUGCUGGGGCUAUCAACGGGCAGCAAGCAGCACAGCUGGGCAUGGGGAGCUCUGAGGCAUGUGUUGAGAACGCUCGUGCUGCACAGAAAACAAGUGUUGAGGUGCCUCACAAGCAGGAAUCAAGGCUGGCUGCGUUGGGAGGAGCACAGGCUCUGCUGCUGCACUGCUGCCAGCAGUGCGUCCUACUCAGCAUUGCACUUGCUGAGCUGGCGGAUAAGGCUGCUGAUGUUGUCAGGCGGGAUGCUGAUGUGGCUGAAAGUAACUGCGAUGGUAAUGAUGACGAUGAAAAUGGGGAGGAGGAGAAAGAGGAGGAGGAAGAGGAGGAAGAGAAUACUCAUAGUGAUGUUUCUGGAUGGGAAGCUUCUUGGAAGGAGUGUGUGGGAAGCAGCUUGGGCACAGCGGCAGAAGGAGUGGGUGAUUUGCUGUCAGGGAGAGGGUGUGACAGCAUGGGAGGGGGGUGGGGUGGUGUAUGUGAUGCCUUGGCAGCAGCAGCUGAGAUGCUGAGAGGAAUCGUGGAGUGA